AUGGCUUCUCCGGUGCUGCUUCCCGCAGAUGAGAGAGGCAAACAGCCCGAUUCUCCCGACGCCCUUGACCGGGUAUCUAGCACGCCGCACGUCCGCAAGACGGGCGGAUCAACAGGAGGAGCGCUCCCGGGGGAGGGCGCCUGUAACCCGGCCCGCGGCGGCUGCCAUGGCCGGUGUCAUUCAGCACCAAGGACGGCGCCGCGCAGGGGAGGCGCAGAGGUGAAACUCGCUCACCUCGGCGAGGAGAAAGUCCGGAUUUGUUGCGAUGAGGAAUUAGAGACAUCUUUCACCUAUAUUGACGAGAAUGUUAACCUGCGACUGGCCAGCCCGGACAUUAGUUGUAAAAGUACUCACAGACCCGUGCGCAACGGCGAACCUUGCUCCGAGACUUUGCCGGAGCUCUCCUUCAUGUCCGAGGACGAUCUCUCCUUCUUGGAGGGCCCCGGGACUUCUAUAGACUACGGCUUUAUCAGUGCAGUCACGUUCUUGGUGACCGGGAUCUCCUUGGUGAUCAUCUCCUACGCCGUGCCACGGGAGGUGGAGGUGGACCGUGACAGCGUGUCGGCGAGGGAGAUGGAGAGGCUGGAGAUGGAGAGCGCCCGGAUAGGUGCCCACCUGGAUCGGUGCGUCAUAGCGGGACUGUGUCUACUCACGCUGGGCGGCGUGGUGCUCUCCACGCUGCUGAUGAUCUCCAUGUGGAAGGGGGAGAUGUACAGGAGGAAAGUCAUCGCUUAUUCCAAGCGUUCAGCCAAACAGUACGGCUCCAUCAGCCUGAAAACGAGAUCCAGUCCCAGCCACUCCUCUGCGCACUUGUCCCUGGAGGAGGAAAUAGAGGAGACUUUGGCUUAA
This is a messenger RNA of Anoplopoma fimbria (sablefish), 849 nucleotides long. Its product is annotated as transmembrane protein 74. Lineage: Eukaryota; Metazoa; Chordata; Actinopteri; Perciformes; Anoplopomatidae. The coding region runs from base 1 to 849 and encodes 282 amino acids. The record is from RefSeq and is a predicted model, not a curated record. The transcript has a single exon.